GCUGAGGCACAGACGACAGCUCUUUUCCCUGUAAUACCUGAACACAAGUAUACUCAGGAGACGAUGGCAUCAAAAUUUGAAGAGGAACUAAGCUGUCCUGUGUGCUGUGACAUCUACAAGGAUCCUGUUAUACUGACGUGUGCUCACAGUGUGUGUAAGGCCUGUCUAGAGCAGUUCUGGGAGAAGAAGGGAUCCAGAGAAUGCCCCUACUGCAGGAGGAAAUGCUCAAAAGAAGGCUAUCCAAACCUGGCUUUAAGGAACUUGUGUGAGGCCUACUUACAUGAGAAGAGCCAGAGAGCUUCAGCAGGGUCUGAGGUGCUCUGCAGUCUGCACAGUGAGAAACUCAAGCUCUUCUGUCUGGAGGAUAAACAGCCCGUUUGUCUGGUGUGCAGAGAUUCAAAGAAACACAUCAAGCACACCUUCCGUCCUGUAGGUGAAGCAGCGGAGGAACGCAAGACCAAUCAGCAGCCGUUACAGACGAAACAAAAGACAUUUGAAGAAGUUAAACUGCUCUGUGACAAAACAGCAAGUCACAUUAAGACUCAGCUCCUGCAGACAGAGAGGCAGCUCAAUCAGGAGUUUGAGAAGCUUCACCAGUUUCUCCGAGAUGAAGAGGCAGCCAGGAUAGCUGCACUGAGGGAGGAAGAGGAGCAGAAGAGUCGGAUGAUGAAGGAGAAGAUUGAGAAGAUGAGCAGAGAGAUCUCUUCUCUUUCAGACACAAUCAGAGCCAUAGAGGAGGAGAUGGAGGCUGAUGAUGUCACAUUUUUACAGAACUACAAGAAUACAGUAGAAAGAGCCCAGUGCACACUGCAGGAUCCAGAGAAGCUUUCAGGAGCUCUGAUCAAUGUGGCAAAGCACCUGGGGAACCUGGUGUUCAAAGUCUGGGAAAAGAUGCAAGAGAUUGUUCAAUACACUCCUGUCACUCUGGAUCCCAACACUGCAGCUCAUAGUCUCAUCCUGUCUGAGGAUCUGACCAGUGUGAAAAAGGGUGAGAAACAGCAGCUUCCUGAUAAUCCAGAGAGAUUUGAUUACUAUGCCAAUGUGCUGGGCUCUGAGGGCUUUAACUCAGGGACACGCUGCUGGGAUGUGGAGGUUGGGGAGAAUAAUGACUGGUGUGUGGGUGCGAUGACAGAGUCUCUCCAGAGGAAGGGAGACUUCACCUCCAUGAGUGGGCAGUGGUAUGUGUGGUAUAAAGAUGAUGAAUAUGCAGCUCGUGCCCUACCACAGCAUGACACUCUCCUCACAGUGAAGCAGAGACUCCAGAGGAUCAGAGUGCAGCUGGACUGGGACAGGGGAGAGCUGAUAUUCUCUGACCAUGAUAGUAACACACACAUACACACCUUCACACACACCUUCACUGAGAGAGUAUUUCCAUUCUUCAGUACUGUACAUGCUUUGAAGAUCUUACCAAUGAAGGCUAAAAUAACAAUGUAACAUCAAAAAAUGACAGUGUGCGUGAGUGUGUGUGUGCACAUGCACUACAACUCUAGGGUGCAUCGCAACUCCACUUAUGAUGUGCUGAUGUAAGACUUGUGCUGAUAUUGCCAAACUGUAACAUUUUAUACAUAUUACAUAUCAAUCCCUGAAUCAUG
Molecule: messenger RNA, 1592 nt
Organism: Engraulis encrasicolus (European anchovy)
Lineage: Eukaryota; Metazoa; Chordata; Actinopteri; Clupeiformes; Engraulidae
Product: zinc-binding protein A33-like
Exons: 7
Coding region: 64-1434 (456 amino acids)
Biological process (GO): protein ubiquitination
Cellular component (GO): cytoplasm
Molecular function (GO): zinc ion binding; ubiquitin protein ligase activity; protein binding
Source: RefSeq, a predicted model, not a curated record